AUGUCAUAUAACAAAUCAUCGUUUCACCCUGCGUUUAUCGUCACCAACAUCAAAAACAGUGUUCCCAUUGUUCUUGAGAUGGAGAACGUCUCUUAUUCUUCGUGGGCAGAGCUAUUUAAAAUUCACGCAAAAUCUCACAAGGUCCUGGAUCAUAUAAUCCCUCCUAAAACCAAGGCUCAUCCUCCUUCUACUGAUGAAGAGAAAGGACUUUGGUCAACCUUGGACGCCAUGGUUAUAUCAUGGAUUUAUUCUACAAUCUCUCGUGACUUAUUGCAGACCAUAAUCGAGCCCGAUGCCACGGCCAUGGAAGCUUGGGAUAGAUUGCAUGAUAUAUUCCAAGACAACCAACAUUCCCGUGUUGUUGCUCUAGAACAUGAAUUCUCUUCUACUGCUAUGGAGGAUUUUCCAAAUGCUUUGGCAUAUUGCCAACGUAUCAAGUCCCUUGCGGAUUAA
Molecule: messenger RNA, 453 nt
Organism: Chenopodium quinoa (quinoa)
Lineage: Eukaryota; Viridiplantae; Streptophyta; Magnoliopsida; Caryophyllales; Amaranthaceae
Exons: 1
Coding region: 1-453 (150 amino acids)
Source: RefSeq, a predicted model, not a curated record